Coregonus clupeaformis (lake whitefish) is the source of this 1631-nucleotide messenger RNA. RefSeq lists its product as uncharacterized. NCBI's taxonomy places the organism in Eukaryota, Metazoa, Chordata, Actinopteri, Salmoniformes, Salmonidae. The record is from RefSeq and is a predicted model, not a curated record. The transcript is spliced from 2 exons. Bases 321 to 1631 code for a protein of 436 amino acids.
GGGAAUGACCUCACCCUCAUAGACCUGGAUGACCCCAUCAAUGAAGCUGAUGUUAUGAAGGAAGUCAGAUCCCAUAAAGAUCACAGAGAGGCUGAGAGACUAACCAAGUUGGACGAGGCUGUUCUAGAGACAGAUACCCCAACUCAGUCACAGGAGGUUGAAGGAGAGAGUGAGUUGGACGAAGCUGUUGCCAUCCCAUCUCAGUCACAGGAGGUUGAAGGAGAGAGUAAGUUGGACAAGGCUGUUGCCAUCCCAUCUCUGACAUCCUCCAGGGCCCGUCGGGCAUUUUGGAGGAGGCUGCUGUGAUAAAGCACCCAGAGAUGUCCACCUCGACAAUAUACAGAUCUCUGCUUCUCGACUCAUCUCUCGCCUCCUCUAAGAUGGUCACUGAGAGCAUUAUCUUCAACAACCCAUGUCCAUCAGAGGAGAAUGUGAGUAUUCAGAAGGAGCUCCCUGCUGAUAAAGUUAACAUCCUCCAUGGUCAACCAGUGGAGGAGUAUAUUGUCAAAGCUGAGCAAUGCAUCAUUCAGGUCAUUCAGGAUGCAGCUGUGACAUAUACUGCUGCGCUGGAUAGAACAGACUCUUGUGGGAAACUGUCGGAAAUCCUAUCUGUCCAUGUUUCCUCAGAGAAUAUUGAGGAGGCAUCCUCUGAUCUCUUUGGUGGAAUUAUUUCCGACCUGCAUGAGGUAUCUGAGGUCAAUAAGGCCUCCAUGCGUACGAAAUCAGGUCGAAAAAUGUUUUGGGUGGAAGUGAGUUCAGGUUCCCAGAUGAUUUAUACCAAAACCCUGGACAAACUAAGGAAGCUGUUCACCUCCCACCAUCUCACUGAGGGAAAAAAUACUCCUGUGCAAAUCGAGCUCUCUGCAACUGGACUACUUGUAACUGAGGCCACUGUGGAGGAAUCUCCUGUACAGAAGACAGACAGUAAGACCCCUUCUAUGUUCUCAGCCUCAGCCCACCAGCUCACCCUCGACACCUGCACUAAAGGGGUAAUCAAACAGGUGAUCUCGGUGCUGAGGGUGGACACUUCAAAGGAAGACUGCUCCGCUUCCGUUGGGGAGAGCACGUCAAAUUCAUCCUUUGACUUCAACCAGAAGUUGGACUCGAUAAUUUCGAAAUUGGAGGACCUCACCAUUUCGAGUGACGUGACGUCAGCCGAGAUUGCCACACUCACGCGAUCUCUUAGUGCAGCCAGCAGAACCUCUAACAUUUCCAUCCAGAGAUUUCACAGUGCUGAGUUCCGAGCUAAGGCCAAACACAUUGUGAGUGAGACCAUUCUCAGAGCUGCUAGCAAAGCCAGCCAUUCUUUGCUACAGAGCAUGCCUAGCACCACCUUCUCACACCAUGCGGUUUCUACAGCCGAAGAUAUAGUAAAUAUUAUCAUGCAAGACCUUGAAAGUGUAUCCCAGUACACUGUGGAUGACGCAGACUCCUUCCCACUAGGAGAGAAAAAGCUGGAGUCCCAGCUCAAACCCAGAGUUGUCUUUGACAACUUAUUGGAUGCUGCUCAAACCAUGUACCACAGAGUAAAGGAUAGACUGAACAUCUUUUUCUCUUUUCCACCAGUGUCAGUCACCACAGCCAAAUAUGUGCUGGACUCCACCCCCUGUGGAGACACUCAGACGUUCUAA